Messenger RNA from Purpureocillium lilacinum, 192 nucleotides. The record is from RefSeq and is a predicted model, not a curated record. NCBI's taxonomy places the organism in Eukaryota, Fungi, Ascomycota, Sordariomycetes, Hypocreales, Ophiocordycipitaceae.
AUGACCGCCCGACAGCCUCAACGAGGAUCGCUGCCGAUGCGCAACCCUGCAGCGGCCCCAACCGGCACCCUGUCAAACCGUCCAGCAACCAGCAAUCAGUCCAUGCCAGCCGAGUGCGGCUCUUUGCGCCGGCGGCCAGCAGAUCGACAACCAGGCGUCCAUCCAGCCAUCCCCCAGCGCCCACGCACGUAG